UUAUGUGUUGUAUUUAUUAUUUAGUUAAUUGUGUUAAUAUUAAUAGAUAUUUACGAUCCAAAGAUUUGUGAAGCGCACUGAAAUAGUGCCUAUAAUUGUACAGAUUUUCAAUUGUUUUAGACAUGUCAACGUCUGAAACAACUAACGGACAAGUGGCUACUACUCCAGUGGCACCGGCUGUUGAUGCUCCACCGGAGUCGAGUGUAUCAGAAUCUCAGAAGGUAACUUCCUCCGAGAGUAAUGCUAAAAGGCUGAAAAAUCCCAAGCACAACGCACCUAUGCGCCAAUAUUUAGACCAAACAGUAGUACCAGCCUUGUUAGUAGGCAUGAAGGAGUUAGUCAAGGAAAGACCUCCUGAUCCAUUGGGUUUUCUAGCUGCAUUUUUAUUGAAGUAUAAAAAGGAACAUGUUGAUAAAGACUCAAUUUCAGAAACAUAACCAGAUUCAUUUUCUUCUU
Molecule: messenger RNA, 456 nt
Organism: Rhopalosiphum maidis (corn leaf aphid)
Lineage: Eukaryota; Metazoa; Arthropoda; Insecta; Hemiptera; Aphididae
Product: protein dpy-30 homolog
Exons: 5
Coding region: 123-437 (104 amino acids)
Cellular component (GO): Set1C/COMPASS complex
Source: RefSeq, a predicted model, not a curated record